AUGACAAAUAUACUUUCGAAAUUAUUACCUGGAGAACCGGUUGGCCGUUUGCAUGAGAACCCUGAUAUUAAUCGCAUUUAUGAAUUGACACAUGGAGAUGGUAUUAUAUCAGGUGAAACAGCUGAAUUAAGCG
Dentiscutata erythropus is the source of this 133-nucleotide messenger RNA. Lineage: Eukaryota; Fungi; Glomeromycota; Glomeromycetes; Diversisporales; Gigasporaceae. The record is from the annotation of a GenBank genome assembly.